AUGCUGUUACUGGUGGUCGUAUGUGGCGUCUGGCUGAGCUCAGCCUCGGCUGUGAAGCUGGGUGUGGUGCAGACGGAGGCGGGGCUGGUGGAGGGGCAGAGUGACAGGAUGGGGCUGCUCAGGACCGUUGAUGUCUUUAAAGGCAUCCCCUUCGCUGACGUCCCCGGAAGGUGGGAGAAACCAAAACCCCAUCGUGGCUGGACCGGAAUCCUGAAGGCGACCAAAUAUCGGGAUCGCUGCCUGCAGGUGACGCUGCUGCAGACGAAAACCCAGGGCAGCGAGGACUGUCUCUACCUGAACAUAUUUGUUCCACAGGGACGAAAAUUGUCGACCAACCUGCCGGUGAUGGUGUAUCUGUUCGGGGGAGCCUUCCUGUUGGGGGCGUCCAACGACAUUGCGAUCCUCGGGGACUCGCUGUACGACGGGAAGGAGCUGGCCGACAGGGGCGAGGUCAUCGUCGUCACGGUGAACUACAGAGUCGGCGUGAUGGGUUUCCUGAGCACCGGAGAUGAACGCCUGCCAGGUAACUACGGUCUGUGGGAUCAGCACGCUGCCAUCUCCUGGGUCCACAGAAACAUCAAGGCUUUCGGAGGAAACCCCGACAACAUCACCGUCUUUGGCCAGUCAGCCGGAGCCGCCAGCGCCAGCUUCCAGAUGCUGUCUCCCUACAGUAAAGGGUUAUUCCGCAGAGCGAUCACACAGUGUGGCGUGGCCCUCAGUCCUUGGGCCCUGCAGAGGAACCCCAUGGCUCUCACCAAGAAGAUCGCUCGGAAAGCCGGCUGCUGGAGAAGUGAUGAAGAUGAGAUGUUAACGUGUCUGAAGAUGAGCGACCCGGUCGGGCUCACCAUGGCCGGAAAGAUCGAUGUGCUGCUUCUUCUGGGAAAAGGUGUGGUCAUGGAUCUUCUUGAGCUGGCUCCGGUGAUCGAUGGGGAUUUUAUUCCAGAAGAGCCCAGUCGGCUGUUCCACAAUGCAGCUCAGGUCGACUACCUGGCCGGGGUCAACAGCAUGGAUGGACACAUCUUUGCUGGAGUCGACGUUCCUUCUAUCAACAUGAGAAACGCCACGACUGUAGAGCAGGUGAAGGCUCUGCUAGCCGGUCUGACGAAAGAGAAAGGGAACGCCGCCGUCGACUCGGCCUACAGCGUCUACACGUCUCACUGGGGCGCAGUUCCAGACCAGGCGGCGGUGAAGAAGACGGUGGCCGACAUCGAGACUGACUUCCUGUUCCUGGUUCCCACACAGACCGCCCUCCAACUCCAUGCCAACAACUCCAGCGGAGGCCGUACCUACUCCUACCUGUUCAACAUGAAGACUCGUAUCCCAGGAUUCCCUCGCUGGGUGGAGGCGGAGCAUGCUGAGGACCUGCAGUACCUGUUUGGUAAACCCUUCUCCACCCCGCUGGCCUACUUCCCCCGACACCGAGACCUGUCCAAGUACAUGAUCGCAUACUGGACCAACUUCGCCAGGACUGGAGAUCCCACGAGUGGUGGGACUAGAGUCCCUGUUCCCUGGCCCGCCUUCACCAAACACCAGCAUCCCUACCUGACCAUCAACAACAAGAUCAGCAAGUCCUCCAUCAGCUAUGACCUGAGAUCAGACUACGUCGCCUACUGGACCCAAACCUACAGCAGCCUGCCGACAAUCAGGAAGGAAGAGUAAGAAGAAGAUGGAGGGAUGAAGAAGGAAAACAGAGCAGAACAAACUGAGAAACUCU
Molecule: messenger RNA, 1714 nt
Organism: Chelmon rostratus (copperband butterflyfish)
Lineage: Eukaryota; Metazoa; Chordata; Actinopteri; Chaetodontiformes; Chaetodontidae
Product: bile salt-activated lipase-like
Exons: 12
Coding region: 1-1659 (552 amino acids)
Biological process (GO): synaptic vesicle endocytosis; modulation of chemical synaptic transmission; chemical synaptic transmission
Cellular component (GO): postsynaptic specialization membrane; cell surface; synapse
Molecular function (GO): triacylglycerol lipase activity; neurexin family protein binding; signaling receptor activity
Source: RefSeq, a predicted model, not a curated record